GAGUGCAGUGGCACGAUCUUGGCUCACUGUGACUUCUGCGUCCCACGUUCAAGAGAUUCUCCUGCCUCAGCCUCCCAAGUAGCUGGGAUUACAGGCAUACGCCAUCACAUCCGGCUAAUUUUGUAUUUUUAGUAGAGAUGGGGUUUCUCCAUGUUGGUCAGUCUGGUCUCGAUCUCGAACUCCCAACCUCAGGUGAUCCGCCCGCCUUGGUCUCUCAAACUGCUGGGAUCAUAGGCGUGAGCCACCGCACCCAACCAAUAUACGAUCUUUUAUGUCUGGCUCGUUUCACUCAGCAUCAGGUUGUAGCAUGUAUGGGUAGCUCAUUCUUUUUUAUUACCAAAUAGAAUUCCAGUAUAUGGAUGUGCCACUUUUUAAAAUCACUCACCAGCGGAUGGGCUGCCACUGUUGGCAAUCGUAUCCAACACUGCUGUAAACAUUUAGGAUCGAGUCUUUAUGUGGACCUUUAAAUGGACCUGUGUUUCCAUUUCUCUUAAGUAAAUACCUACAGUGGAAUUAUUGGAUCGCGUGGCGAAUUUAUGUUUAACUUUUUAAGCAACUGCCACCUGCUUUCCAAAGCGGUGGCACCACCUCCCAUUAUUCUCAUCAGCAAUGAACGAGGCCCCUGUUUCUCCAGAUCCCCGCCAACCCUUGGCAUUGUCUGACUUUUUGUUUGUGGCCAUUCUAGUGGAUGUGAAAUGAUAUCUCAUUGUGCGCCGUCAUUGAAUGAACUAACAGGUCACCUGUGAAGCUGCACAGCGCUUGGGUUUGAACCCUGGUGGCAAUGUUUCACAAGCUUCAUCACAGAGAGAGUCACUUCCCCACUGCAAGGGACAAGGAUUUUAUGACCUAGAAGCAAAAUAUCUGCUAUGGAUUAUGUGCCCAUGAAAAUGCAGCUGCUGUCAUCAUUGCUGCCACCACCACUAUUAUUAUUUUAUUAUUUUUAUUGUCACCCUAGAGAUAAUCCUGCACCAGUGACAGGGAAAAUAGCAGCUGACAUCCGCUGUGCACUCACUACCACAUGCCAGCCUUCCUUCAAAGCACUCGAUGUGUAUUAGUAAUCUUUUAAUCUACCUACAUAUUGUUUUAAUCUUCAUGCGUGAAUGCAUUGGCCUGUGAGAUAGGCACUAUGACAGUCUGUUCUGUAGGGGGAAAAGCAGAGACACAGAGAAUGUAAGUCAUUUCUCCCAAAUGACAAAGUCGGGAAGGAACAGAUCUCAUGGAGCCCAGCUCUGUCACUGCAUCACACUUCCUGCCCUUACAAGGCAAACUGGACAAGUGCCAUUUUAGAGAAGCAGACAAAAUUCAAGUGGAGGAGAGGGGAGGGGAGCAAGACGUCGGCUGGGGCCUGUUUAGAGCAUCCCAGGCUGAGGCUGCGGGAGGAGGGAGGUACGCAGUUGUGGAAUGUGUUGCUUUUUUUGCAUACCGACCAGCCCUGGCUGCGGAGCUCAAGGCAUCUUUGUGCCACUGUUCAACAGUGAGUGACGUCAUGAGCACGGCCAGGUCUUUAUCACUUCUGCUGGAUAAAUAGCCAACCGCACUGGGUCUGGAGAGACAGGAAGGUGCUGUGCGGCAGAUACCUGGGGCCUCAAAGAAGCAGUGGCCACCAGCAUGGGUGCAGGCCCUGACGGGUCCUACUUCCCUGGCAAUCACUGGCUCGCCUUCUCUGUGUACCUCCUCACCUUCCUGGUGGGGCUCCCCCUCAACCUGCUGUCCCUGGUGGUCUUCAUGGGCAAGCUGCGGCGCCGCCCGGUGGCCGUGGACGUGCUCCUGCUCAACCUGACAGCCUCGGACCUGCUCCUGCUGCUGUUCCUGCCCUUCCGCAUGGUGGAGGCGGCCAGUGGCAUGCACUGGCCCCUGCCCCUCAUCCUCUGCCCGCUCUCUGGAUUCAUCUUCUUCACCACCAUCUAUCUCACAGCGCUCUUCCUGGCAGCCGUGAGCAUUGAGCGCUUCCUGAGCGUGGCCUACCCGCUGUGGUACAAGACCCGGCCGAGGCUGGGACAGGCGGGUGUGGUGAGUGUGGCCUGCUGGCUGCUGGCCUCUGCUCACUGCAGCGUGGUCUAUGUCAUGGAAUUCUCGGGGGACACCUCUCACACCAGGGGAACCAAUGGGACCUGUUACCUGGAGUUCCGAAAAGACCAGCUGGCCAUCCUGCUGCCCGUGCGGUUGGAGAUGGCCGUGGUCCUCUUCAUGGUCCCCCUGCUCAUCACCAGCUACUGCUACAGCCGCCUGGUGUGGAUCCUCGGCAGGAGGGGCAGCCACAGGCGGCAGAGGAGGGUGGCAGGGCUGGUGUCGGCCACGCUGCUCAACUUCCUCGUCUGCUUUGGGCCCUACAACAUGUCCCAUGUCGUGGGCUUUGUCCAGGAUCAAAGCCCAACGUGGAGGAUCUACGUGAUGCUUCUCAGCACCCUGAACUCCUGUAUCGACCCCUUUGUCUACUACUUCUCCUCCUCCGCGUUCCAAGCCGACUUUCAUGAGCUGCUGAGGAGGCUGCGUGGGCUCUGUGGUCCAUGGUGGCAGGAGGGCAGCGUGGAGCUGAAGGAGCAGAAGGGAGGAAAGGAGCAGGGAGAGGAUCGUCUAGCUGAAAUAAAGAGCAGUGAACACUCACAAGGCUCUGGAACUGGUGGCCAGGUGGCCUGUGCUGAAAGCUAGGUCCUCUGGGGCAGGAGGGUGUAGCUGGCGAGGCAUCUUCAGAGUAUUUCCAUGCCAGGCGGGACUUGGAGUUGCGAACUGGGAAUCAAUGGGGCUUGGGGGUAGAGCAGGCACCCAGCCUUCCUAAGGGUGUGCACCCUAAAGCUGAGUUCUUGCUCUCACCUCCAUCCCCAUCCACCCACACUCUAUGGAUUGGGCUCUGGGAAGGGGUCAGGGUGAGCAGCUACUCUGGAGAACAUUGAGUCGCCUCAUAGCAGCAGGUGACUCCUGUGCUUUUCUGCUGGUGGCACAGGAGCUAAGAGCAGUGCCCGGGGUCUGAGGGGGCUGCCCAGUAAGUGGCAGGGGUGGGAGAGGGGAGAAACCCAUCCUCAGGGCUGCUCCCAGCUGGUGAGUCAGGAGCAUGGGAGACAGGGCUCCAAGGAUGAGGCUGCAUGCUGCUCCCACAGCGCCUUUUCCAGAAAAGGCCAUUCCCAUUGCUCAAUACAUUUGGGUCAGAGAACAACGACAAAUUUGGAUCAUGAACAAUGACAGAAGAAAAAUUACCCAAAUAAAUGAGGAAGCAAGC
Callithrix jacchus (white-tufted-ear marmoset) is the source of this 3214-nucleotide messenger RNA. RefSeq names its product free fatty acid receptor 3 (gene FFAR3). Gene Ontology annotation, molecular function: G protein-coupled receptor activity. Gene Ontology annotation, biological process: cellular response to fatty acid; G protein-coupled receptor signaling pathway. The record is from RefSeq and is a predicted model, not a curated record. Gene Ontology annotation, cellular component: plasma membrane. Lineage: Eukaryota; Metazoa; Chordata; Mammalia; Primates; Cebidae.